ACGCAUUGUCAAUUCCCAUUUUUCCUAUUCCUUCUUCAAAUUUGAAAUUCAUUCAUUUUUUUAAAGACUCAAAUGACUACAAAAACGACUCCCAAAGAGUUAAAAGCUAAGAAAGAGUCUAAGAAAAAAGGAAGUGCUCCAGAACCACCGAAAAAUGGACCACCGAGGACAUCCCCACCAAACACUAUUGAGAAAAAAGGAAUAUUGAGAAGCCUCAGCUUUCAGUUUUCCAAUCUAACUCGCAAGAAGGGCAACGACUACGAUUUGACUCCAGAAGAAGAAGGAGAUGGUUAUGGCGAUGAAAUGGGUCCAGUGCUCGGUGUGCAAAAUUAUGGAAUUUUGAUGAAAAAGUACAAGCGCAAAAAUCGAUCUGCAAGAUGGGCAAAGCGAUUUUUCGUUUUGAAAGAGUGUUUUUUGAUAUAUUACUCUACAAGCUACAAGAAAGUGUUUGAAAAAACACGUAGAAUUGAUUUACAUCCAAAAGGUAUUAUUCCAUUAAUUGGGUGCUCAAUUGUGUCCGGCGGUGAUGUGGAUAAAAAGAAUUGCCUAUUAAUUGCUCAUCCACAGCUACCAAGUGCAAUUAUUGUGGCUGCAUCAGAUCAUCAGACACAAGAGAUGUGGUUAAAGGCGUUGAGAAGUGCAACUAAAAUUUCGUACAAAAACACAGUGGUCGGUGAAACAAUGAUACGUGAGCUUGAAAAUCGUGGAGUUUUGUUGAACGAGGAAAAGAAAAGUUACGAGGAAAGAUUGGAAGCAGAGGCAAAAGCACGAAAAGAAGAACAUGAUAGAGCUGAUGAACUGGCAAAAGACAAGGAAGAGCUGGAAGCAGAACGAGAAAAGUUGAUUCGAACCACUAAAAAAUUGAAGGAUGAUUUGCAAAAUGUUAAAAACGAGCUGAAAAUGACAAACGAAAUGAAAAAAACAUUGGAACAAGAAAAAAUGAGCUUGAACUCCAAAACCGAGCAUCUUCAAGCAAAUAUGGAGAGCUUGAACAUUGAAAAAGAAAAGAUCCACGAACAAUUACAAGAAAUUGUACGGGAACGAGAAAAGGUUUUGAUCGACAAUCAGAAUCUAUCUACUGAUAAAUGUCAAUUAAACAAUAGAUUGAUGGAAAUUGAGACUUCGCGCAAUUGUAUAAUGACCGAAAAGGAAAAAAUUGAAAAUUUAUUGAAGAUGAACGAACAGAAAACUCAAGAUUUGGAAAAAGAACGUCAGUACUAUACGAUGAAGACAUCUGAACUAAUGGAUCAUUUGAAAGAAGUCAGUGAGCAAAGAGAUCUAACUGAAAGCGAGUUGAAAGAACAAAUGAUGGCUCGUCUUGGAGCAGAAAAGCAACUUCAAGCAGCUGAAAAAGCAUUGGAACAUCUUGAAAUGGCAUUGAAGAUGACUGGGGCGCAGAUGACUGAGUUGCAAGAGCAUAUUAUGCCAGAUGUUCAUAAACUUAGAGAGUUCUUUGAGCAGUGUGCUGAAGAAUCCAGAUUUGAAGCGAAUCGUACCGGCAUCAUGAGAAACGCAGUUUAUGCCAGAAAGAGUAUAUUCGACGUAGCAUUUUCCGAAUUGGACGGUCAUUCGCUGGAUGUUUUUGAGAAAUUUUGCGAAUACAAUUCUCAAGUGUUGCCAGUUAGAGAAAAACCUCAAAAGCUGCAUAAAACAUGGAAGCAAUCUAGUUUCAAAAGAAUAGGAUCAAUUCGACGUUCAAAAAGAGGUAUCCGUUCAUCUUUCCGCAAGAAAACCGAUUCCAUCACUACACAGCCUCGCGAGAAAGAACCACUAAUGCAACUGUGACUAGAGAUACUUUUUUCACGAGUCAUUUCUUGUUUGCAUAUUAUUUACUUAUUUAUUGUUCUCUGUAUUUUUUGGUAAUUACCUUAACUCAUUUAUUUCAAAUAAUAAGAAUAAU
Molecule: messenger RNA, 1900 nt
Organism: Caenorhabditis elegans
Lineage: Eukaryota; Metazoa; Nematoda; Chromadorea; Rhabditida; Rhabditidae
Gene: F31D4.5
Product: Pleckstrin homology domain-containing family D member 1
Exons: 8
Coding region: 73-1785 (570 amino acids)
Source: RefSeq, marked reviewed